Messenger RNA from Chlamydomonas reinhardtii, 1855 nucleotides. RefSeq lists its product as uncharacterized. NCBI's taxonomy places the organism in Eukaryota, Viridiplantae, Chlorophyta, Chlorophyceae, Chlamydomonadales, Chlamydomonadaceae. The transcript is spliced from 9 exons. Gene Ontology annotation, molecular function: ATP binding. The record is from RefSeq and is a predicted model, not a curated record. Bases 256 to 1458 code for a protein of 400 amino acids.
AUGCCGCGGUCCGUCAUGAAGCAGCGGGUUCACCGAUUCUCUUGGCACUUUUAAGGCGGCGGACGCGCUGUAUUGCGUUUUAAGUGUACCAUGCAGCAACGAUUGAGCAACCGUUCCUACGCGGGCGCUUACGUCCUCGAAAGGCUGCCGGAGGACUCGCCUGUCCUGGACUUCUGCAACUACUAUGACACAUCUGGUGCCAGAGAGAGCUUUUUGAUUGACCAGGAUAAGAGAAGGAGGAAACUCAAGAGAAGAAUGUCGUCUGGAUGUGGCAGGUCGGAACUUCGCAAGGCGCUUGCAGAAGAGUUAAGUAGGCUCGCAGUUGCGGAGGGGCGUGCGGAGGAUGAGCAGAGGCUUAGGUUGGAUGCGGAGAGGCGGGCAUUGGCUGCGGAGAGGCUUCUUGACGUGGUGGCCGCCUUGCUGGACAUGCUGGUCACGGCCGCGGUGGUCACACUCGUGGUGUUUGUCGGUGGCUUUGGCGCCCUCGCGCCCCUGUACAUCGUGUUCGUGAGCUGGCGCUGCCGCGACCUGCUUCCACGGCCGCAGCGGCAGUGGCGCGGCGUGAUGGCCGCAGCCGUGACUGUGGCGUGCGCGGCCUGCUGCGUUUCCAUGGUCGUGGCAUCCGCGGGCUUCGUCUCCCAGGCCGUGGCGCACGCGGCCUUCUACCCGUGCGUGGCGCUACUCGCGGCUCGUGCAGCACUCGUCACACUGACACGUGUAGUGAGGUCAUGUGGCGAUGCGCCACUCCAUCAUGAGCCACGGAUCACCAGCAAACAGGGCCUGCCCCUGGGCAGCGGCAUGGGCUCCUCCGCCGCCGCCGCCGCCGCCUGGGCCGUGAACGCCCUGUUCGGCGCGCCCGUGCCCAAGGACAAGCUGAUCCUGGCUGGCCUGGACAGCGAGGCGGCGGUGAGUGGCUACCACGCCGACAACGUUGGCCCCUCGCUACUGGGCGGCUUCGUGCUCAUCCGCUCCUGCAAGCCCGGGGAGCCGGUGGAGCUGCUGCAGCUGCCCUUCCCCAACCCCGAGCGCCUGCACUUUGUGCUCGUCAACCGCAAGUUUGAGGCGCCCACCGCCCAGAUGCGCGCGGUUCUGCCCAAGGAGACGCCCAUGAAGUCCAUGAUCAACAACUGCUGCCAGGGAGGGGCGCUGGUUGCGGGCAUCCUGACGGGCGACGUGAAGCUGGUGGGUGAGAGUCUGGACCGCGAUGUGAUCAUCGAGCCGGUGCGCGCGCCGCUCAUCCCCGGCAUGAUGGCGGUCAAGGAGGCGGCCAAGGCGGCGGGCGCGUACGGCUGCACCAUCAGCGGCGCCGGCCCCACGGCUGUGGCCAUCGUGGACGACCCGGCUGUGGGUGCUCGGGUGGCUGAGGCGAUGUCCGCCGCCUUCCGCAACGCGGGCAAGCUGGACGUGAACACGGCGCAGGUCGUGAAGCUGGAUCCGGAGGGCGCCAAGUUUGUGUAAAGAGUGUUGGGCGUGUGGAGUUGUGUUCUGUGUGCGGCGUUACUUGUGUGCUGGGUGGGCUGGGCUAUGGGGGGCUUGUGGCAGUGUGGCAAGCAGGCAGAGGCAGGCAGGCCGUCAAAUGACAAGAGCCAGGCGGACCGCCACGGCGGCUUGACGGGGGAGGGGACGCACGGUAUUUGGGUUUCAAAUGGGCGGGGGGUGGGGUGGCCGCAUGGCCAUGACACUGGGGGUUUGGCACGGUGGCAGGUGAAAGACAGGUUCAGCGCUGCAUGUGCAAAACCCCUGGGCAGACACUGACCACGACCAGACGCAGUGAUUGACGAUGCCACUUCCUGUCGGUGCCACCGUCGCGUGUGGGCACCUGUUGACAGAUGCCCUCGGUCCCACGAUAUUAUCG